AUGGGGAAGCCUGGUAUGAAGAGCCGGGAGUCGGGGUGGUGGGUGAUGUCGAUUCUUGGGAUGCUGAUUGUGGUGUGCUUCACCAUGGUUUCCACUUGGGUCUCGAUGACUGGUCCCGGCGGGUUUGUGGGGGUGUUCCUCUGGUUCAUGAGCGCUGUGAUGUACUUGUGUUUCUUGUUGUUUGGGUGGGUGUUCGUGAAGCAGGUGCUCGCGGCGUUUCGGUACGGGACGCCGAGGGUGGUGUAUGAGACGAUGCCGAUCCGCGCAGGAGAGAUGCUCAAUGGUCGCGUGUUGUGUCCUCGUGGUUUCGGGGCGCUGGAUCGUGUGACGAUCACACUGAGGCAUGUGAUUGAGCGCUAUGAGCGUGUGCCUUCGUCAUCUGGGAAGCAGAAGAGCAAGAUUCGGUGCAGAGGGAUCGCGACAGACCAAUGGGUGAUCGAGGAUGUGAUGAAGGAGCUCGGGGAUGGAUCGGGACAAGGGGAACUCCCUGUGGUGUUUUUGAUCCCAGAGGAUGCGGAGGACACGCGGGCGUCGGCGCGUCCGGCUCGAUACUGGGAUUUGGAGGUGCGCGGUGAGGCGAAGGGGGUGGACUUUGUGCAUCGAUUCGCGGUGUUGUCGGGAUUGACGGUGGCGCUGGCGCUGGUUCCCGAGGCGGUCGCGUUUGCGAUCAUCGCGAACGUGAAUCCGCUGGUUGGGUUGUAUGCCGCGUUUAUGGUGGGAUUGCUCGCGUCGAUCUUUGGGGGUCGUCCUGGGAUGAUCUCGGGCGCGACGGGCGCGAUGGCGGUGGUCAUGGUGCAUCUGGUGUCUGAGCACGGCGUGGAGUAUCUGUUUGCGGCGGUCGUGCUGACGGGGUUGAUCCAGAUCAGUGUGGGCGUACUGCGUCUUGGGAAGUUCAUCCGCAUUGUGCCUCAUCCGGUGAUGCUUGGGUUUGUGAACGGGCUUGCGAUUGUGAUUUUCCUGGCGCAGCUGUCGCAGUUCAAGGUGACUGGUGAGGAUGGUCAGUCGCAGUGGAUGAGCGGGACUCCGAUGCUGGUGUUCUGUGGGUUCAUCGCGCUGACGAUGGGGAUCAUGUUCUUUCUUCCGAAGCUGACCAAGGCGUUCCCUUCGGCGCUUGCGGGGAUCUUGGUCGUGUCGGUGCUGGUGAUCGGUUUGAAGAUUGAUACGAAGACGGUGGGGGACAUCGCGUCGAUCAAGGGCGGGUUCCCGGCGUUCAAGCCUUUGACGGUUCCGAUGAACUUCGAGACGCUUGGGAUUAUCCUGCCGUAUGGGUUUAUCCUCGCGGCGAUCGGGUUGAUCGAGUCGCUGCUGACAAUGACGCUGAUCGAUGAGAUGACGGACACGCGUGGACGCGGGAAUCGGGAGUGCGUGGGGCAGGGGAUUGCAAACUCGGUCUGCGGCUUGUUCGGCGGGAUGGGCGGCUGCGCGAUGAUCGGUCAGAGCAUGAUCAACAUCAACUCUGGUGGACGCGGACGCUUGUCAGGGAUCAGCGCGGCGAUCUUCCUGCUGUGCUUUAUCUUGUUUGGGUCGGGGCUGAUCGAGAAGAUCCCGAUGGCGGCGCUGGUGGGGGUGAUGUUUAUGGUGGUGAUCGCGACGUUUGAAUGGUCGAGCUUCCGGAUUCUCAAGAAGACGCCUCCGAAGGAUGCGUUUGUGCUGAUUUUGGUUUCGGGGGUGACGGUGAUGACCGACCUUGCGAUCGCGGUGGUUGUCGGUGUGAUUGUGUCGGCGCUGAUCUUUGCGUGGGAACAUGCGCGGCAUAUCCAUGUUGUUGUGCGUGAUGACGAGGAUGGAUCGCGGACCUAUGAGCUCAAUGGGCCGUUGUUCUUUGGGUGCAUCCAUGAGUUUCGCGACUUCUUUGAUCCGGCGAACGAUCCCGAUGAUGUGGUGAUCGAGUUCCUGAACUCGCGCGUGGUGGAUCACUCGGCGAUCGAGGCGAUUGAUGCUUUGGCGGAGAAAUAUCGCAAGGCGGGGAAGACGCUGCACCUUCGGCAUCUGAGCGAGGACUGUCGAUUGCUGCUGCAUAAGGCGGGGGAUAUGGUGGAGGUCAAUGUGCUUGAGGAUCCGCAUUACUCGGUGGCGGAUGAUGAGAUUGGGCAUUUGAAUGGGACUCCUACGCCGGAACAUCCGCUCAAUGGGGUUGGUAUUUUAGAUGCGCGGGUGGACCCGGCGUACUUUGAUACAUUUAUGGGGGGCAUUCUGAAGCCGUUUAAUGGAGAUGAGAAUGCAGCAGAAAGACUCAAAAAGACUACAGAACAAAAUUUUGGUCAUUCCGCAGCGAUGGGAGACUUCGACGGUGAUGGUUACAUGGAUCUUGUGAUCUGCGGCGAAUAUAGCCCAAACUGGAAAGAACAACCUGGUUGGGCAGCAACCUCCCCUUACUAUCCUACUCCUUCGGAUGGAGCGCUUGAUGUUCCGCGUUGGGGCGCGGGCGUGGUGUGUGUGAUUUAUGGCCCCUCGGAGAACUGGGAAAAAUUCCUGUCAUACAGAUCUACAGGUUCAGAUUUGUGGAAUGGGAUGAGUAACGACCCAACUUACUUUAACGCUUUUGACUUGCAAGGCGUUUUGCGUUAUCUGAAAGAUAGUGAUGAAAAUGGCAUUGUUGGAGAUGCCACUGAAGAGAGUGAACUUGAGAAUCCACGUGACAGAAUUCCUGCAUUGGUUAUUUACGGCAGAAACGGCAUCAGAUCCGCGAAACCAACUGGGACCGAUCCUUACUUUGUGGAUAAUGACGAUGAUUACAAAGUCUUGAGUGCUGGGUCUACAACUGCGAGUUGGACCCAUGGGGGGCAAUCGACAGUCGAUGGGUUUUCCAUUGGGCUCAAUUAUGUGACAGGUCCUUGGAAUGAUGUGAUCGAUGACAGCAUCACUGGAGACUUACUCGGGUACUCGGUCUCAUUUCUCGGUGAUGUGGACGGCUAUCCCGGUGAUGAGCUCAUCAUUGGAGCGCCCCAGAUGAAUGUAGACGGGAAGGCUGUCGAACACGAUGGCAAUACGAGUAAUCUUGAUGUCCUUCUCGGUUCCAGCCAGUUUGGUGGGGCGAUCAUGUUGUUUGGUUCACGAUACGACCCGUUAGGCGACCAACCAAUCAGCGGUCGAAUUACCGGCGUGUAUGAUCUCGAUGAUAUCACACUGACUGGUAAGGACGGAACCAACGAUGUGCCUGCGGGUGUGAAGUUUAUCGGUGCGACCUGGCACGACAAGGUCGGUCAGGAUGUCCGAAAUGGUUCACUGCCCACGACUGCUGAGUGUGGCACAUACCCAGAAAGUACUGUUGUACCGGUCAUGGAUGUGAACGGUGAUUUUCACGCUGAUAUUCUGAUCGGUGCGCAGUCGUUCGAUUCCGGUGAUCACCCGAACUACAACCCAGGCGAUCCGAAUACAACGGAUGCGGCGUACAUGAAUGUCUCAACAGGAAUUGCCAACGAUCCUGCUGGGCGCGCGAAUGGGAUUGGUGCGUGCUACAUCAUCUAUGGAGCACCUCGAUCAGAGUGGACACAAGAUGUAUAUGAACUGCCCAAUGACUUGAUCGCGAACAAUCUUCCGGAAGACGGUGCGGUCAUUUAUGGGAGCGGCAACUAUACCUACCUUGGGUAUUGUGGUUUCGGCGGUGACUUUGAUGGCAAUGGAUGUUCAGAUGUCAUCAUCGGAACGCCUCACGAGGAUGCGCCGAACGGCGAUGUCAAUCGGAGCAAUGUUGGAGCGGCUUAUGUUGUCUUCGGAUCAAAGACAAAUCCUCCUGUCGGUGAGUAUUUCACCAGCAUGAAUACCAACGGCGAAUCUUUCACGGGCUCUCUUUCAUCAGCGGUCAACAAACCGAUCUGGAGACAGACAUUCGUUGAUGCUGUCGAUUCAGAAACAGAGAAUUGUAGAAUAACAAGAACACGACCUCGUGCACUGAAGAUUCGUGGAUCUGUCAAUACGCCGCUGGAUUACAAUGAGAAUCAGGCGUAUGACCCGAAUGCCACGGAUGACUGGGACUCUUCAUUUAUGUUGCCUGGUGAUACGAAGACUCAGCCUGAUAUAGUUGACGAUUUUCAAGUCGGUGCAGAGUUUGGUUGGACGGUAAUGGCCGCCGGUGAUGUCGAUGGUGACGGUAAGACAGAUAUUCUUGUGGGCGCACCGGACUUUUUUAUUGGGGACAACAACGACAAUGAUGUGCAGGAGCGCGAUAAUUUGAUCAAUCUUGGGCACGAUACACACGGUCGUGUCUACCUUAUUUACGGCUUUGAUCCUUCACACCCUUGUGAUAUCAAAUCUGGUCCGUGCCUAACUUUCCCAGAGUAUGGUCCAAAUCUUGAUACUGAGUACUUAGUUGAAGUUGACGAUCUAUUGGUGGCCAAUACAUCGGUCACAGGAAACAUACAAGCGGCAAAAAUCAGGGGUGAACUCAAGGGCGACAACUUCGGUUGGCAUGUCUUCUGCGCGGGUGACCUGAACGCGGAUGGGCAUGCUGAUUUUGUCAUAGGUGCCAAUGAAGCGGAUUAUAUGGACAACAACUCGAAUCUUCGGAAGACCGUUGGUGCCGCGUAUGUGAUCUACGGGGAUGAUCGUGUCAAUCUCAGCGGUGAGUUGAGCGCUCGCGAUAUCGGCGAUUCAAUCAUGGGUGCGAAACUUUAUGGUGAUUCUGCAUGGUCAGAUUUACCGCACUUUGCAGAGCCAGGUCCCGGCGACAAGCCACGGGCUGGCGUGUGGGUGUCUGGUGGACAAGACCUUGACGGUGAUGGCUAUCCUGAUCUAGUCGUGUGUAGCGAGGGCGCGACCAUGCCAUUCAAUUAUGACAAUGACCAGUCCCCUGCGAGAAGUGUGGGUGCGGUGUUUAUCAUCUAUGGCGGAAACAUCAUGCAGCAAUGUGACUUUGAUAUGUCCGAAAGUUUGGAUUGUCUAGAUCUAGCUAUGUUCAUGAGCGACCCUAAAGAUCUGAAUCAUGAUGGGGUUGCUGACCCGUCCAUGACCGGUCCUGACUAUGCGGUGCUUGAGUCGUUUAUUUCCGGCGGCUGUCCUUGA
Molecule: messenger RNA, 5001 nt
Organism: Symbiodinium sp. CCMP2592
Lineage: Eukaryota; Dinophyceae; Suessiales; Symbiodiniaceae
Source: the annotation of a GenBank genome assembly